AUGAUACAAGGAUUCUUGAUCUUAACUGCAGAAGAGCCCAGCAACUCUAUGUUCACUGCAUUAAAGAUACAAUGUAUACCAAAGACAACAAAAGGAAAUUUGGUAUUAGGUGGACUGAUGUCAUUUGCAAGUCUGGCAAUGUCUGAAUUACAAGCUCUCUGCUACUUCAUGAAGCCCAUGGUCCAUGCAAAAAGAUGGGACAAUCCCAUGGUAAUUAAGGAACUUGAUAUUCUCUUUGGCCCUGAUGACAAAAAGACUCAGAACUUCAUUAAUAACUGGUGCCUAAAGAUCACACAAAUUGCUCUGAAUGCCAUUGUCAAGACUUACCAAAUUAAAAAGAAAGCUUUUGGUAAUAAAUUUUAUUGGUAUUGUGUGCACAACAACAUUGACCCAGUGUCAGUUUGGCCAUCUCCUUCUUCUGAGAACUUGAUGAAAGAAGAGAAUUAUGAUAAUUACUAUUAGGGAUUGCUGCUAUCACUCUUCUUAUUCUUAUUUUCUAUGUUUUUCCUUACCAGACUGCUCAUUACUAUUUAUUAUUCUCUUAUUUUACUAAAUUGGUUUUAUUUUAUUUUAUAUGUUGUUUGUUGUCAGGGGAUGUCAACAUUAAAGAUCAGGAGAAAAUGUAGUGGGGAUUUUAGUAUCUUAUUAGGACAAAGAUUGUUCUGGUCUGAGGCACAAACCACUCCAGAGCUACUAUUCUUGAGCUAUAUAAACCACCUGUAGCCUCUAUAUCUUGCUUAUUACCUUCAUGCACCAUGGCUCUUUUCUACACACUCAUUCCUUACUACCAGUUCAGUUAUUAGUUAGAGAAUAUGAAGAUUUCUUGUU
Messenger RNA from Coccidioides immitis RS, 828 nucleotides. RefSeq lists its product as uncharacterized. The coding region runs from base 1 to 462 and encodes 153 amino acids. The record is from RefSeq and is a predicted model, not a curated record. The transcript has 3 exons. NCBI's taxonomy places the organism in Eukaryota, Fungi, Ascomycota, Eurotiomycetes, Onygenales, Onygenaceae.